Lutzomyia longipalpis is the source of this 6944-nucleotide messenger RNA. RefSeq lists its product as uncharacterized. Gene Ontology annotation, molecular function: protein binding. NCBI's taxonomy places the organism in Eukaryota, Metazoa, Arthropoda, Insecta, Diptera, Psychodidae. The transcript is spliced from 12 exons. The coding region runs from base 888 to 6188 and encodes 1766 amino acids. The record is from RefSeq and is a predicted model, not a curated record.
AGAAAAUCCACGGGAGUUAGUAUAGGUCUCGAUCGCGAUGUGGUUGCGUGCUUCCAACGUCUUCUCACCACACGGCAGUGUUUGCAAUGAAAAAUAACAUCAAAUUGUGAUCUUUGCGCAAAGAAUGGUCCAAUGGCUCUGAAAAAUCAAUUGAUCAGUGGAUGAUCGCGUAAAAUUAGUAAAAUUUUUUGCAUAAGAUCAGUGAUCCUCGUUGUGAAAGAUUCCCCAAGAAGUGCUAAAGCAGGAGAAUUCAGUGCCAAAAGGGCAUUGAUCAGAUGUGAAAAGGUGUGAGUGAUCGCAAUGAGAAAGAUUUUUAUCAAUUCAAUGGUUUUCUUCUCAAAUUGCGAAGAAAGAAAGAAUAAAUAAAGAAAUAAAGUUGAAUGAAAAACAGUGAUCUUGACUUAAAUUGUGCAAAAAAAAAAGCUAAUUCUUUCAGACUCUAUUUCACCACUGAUGUGAAUUUAAACUUCAAUAAUUAUCAUUUUCAUACACUAUGCUAAUCAGCACCUUGUGAAUGUAUUUUCUUCUCUCUCACCUCAUGCUGUGCGAUCUCUUCGGCAUUUUGCAAUUAUUUUCUUCAUGCAUGUUUGUGUAAAGAAAAUAAGAAAAAAAACAACAGAGGAGAAAGAAAAUAAGAAACUUCGUCUUAGCAAAAGAGUGUUUUUGUGCUUUUCUUCCCCAUCAAUGUGGUAGAUGAACCAAUUCAAUCAUCAACAAAAUUGAGGAUCAAACACCCCAGAAAAAAAGAGUCCCAUCACACAUGAGAAAUUGAAAGUGUUCGUGCUUGUGCAACGGCCAUAAUACGCGGAUAUUUUGCAAACGAGUCAAGAAUUAAAAAAAUAAAAGAGCUGCGUGAAAAAAGAGCUUUGUGAUUGCGCAUUGGAGCCAUGGAAUAUGUAACAGUGGUAUCGGUGGACAAUGGAGCCACACCGGGUGAUUGCACCGUGAGUUGUGGUGACCAAAUGGGGGUUUUGGCUGAGUCAAAGUCUCCAGAUUCGCAAUUUAUAACAGUUCUGGCAAUUGGAGAUUCUGCGCCGGGUGCUGGUCAGGUGGUUGAGCAUGUUGUGGUGUACCGGCUACCGGGUGAACGAUUGGGGUUUGGGCUGAAAUUCCAGGGUGGCACGAAGAGCAAUGAGAAGAUUCAGCGACUCUUCAUUCAAUCCUGCGCCCCUGAUAGCCCAGCAUCGCGUGCCACAGCUUCCUGGGGCUUCCUGCGGGAAGGGGAUGAAAUUCUCGAAAUUGAUGGGGUUUCCGUGACCCGAAUGACACGCAUUGAGUGCGUGAGAUGCCUCAAGGAGAGCAAUGUGGCCAUUAAGCUUGUUGUCCGUAACGGUGAGGGGCGUCCAGCUGAUGUUGUGGACACCCAUAGUGAGGGAAGGACAAACACACGACCCCCAAAACCACCCCCAGUACCUCCCAGGAAGCUAAGUAAACGUCGUGUGGAGCCCACAGAACAACCGCCCGCGACACAGUCAACAAGGGAACAACAGAGGCACUCCCUGAGGGCGGAAAAUGGUUUCACACCACCACCGGAUGCCGAAUUCUACCUCAAUCUCUUCUCCGAGGAGAAUGACAGCAAUUUCCGCGGAUCAGAGUCCGAUGACACGGGCAGCACCAUCUCCACCGUGAUUGACAAGUACAAGGAUGUGGAUCAGAUCUCUGUGAAUUCCAGCAAAUCCGUCGAAUUGGCAAAGGUGCUGAAGCCAUUUCAGCUCCUCGAGAAGGAAUUCAACGUGGAAAAUACGGGAAAGCUCGAGGAGUGUUUGCUGAGGUUGCAGCCACCAGUUAAUUUUCAGGAUGAGCAGGUGAUAAUUGUUCAGGACGAACAAAAGGUGCGAAUUGUGAAUGAAAGCCCUCCUCAGGGUGAACCAACGAGGGUUAAGGUGGACGGACCAAUUGCCCAGCCGGAGAGUGACUACGAAAAUGUUACUUUCGUGGCCACACAGAGGCGCUCUGAGGCACAAAAGUACGAAAAUGUUGCUGUGGAGCCCCUUCCGCCGAAGCCUCUGCCACGGCUGAUGGUGGAACCGAAAGUGAGGACUAUUGUGCCAACUGUACGCCCCAGGGAGGCAGCACCCAAAACACCCCCUGAGAGCCCCCAAAUGGAGUACACGACGAUCGAAAGUUGGCUCCAGGGUACGCACGAUGGGGCACGGGAGUCGCAUCCCGUGAAGCAGUGCAUAAAGGUCACAGCCACGGAGGAUGACGAUGGGUAUGGGGAGAGUUCGAGUGAUGAGGAUGUGGAGAAGGUGUACGAGCCAAUUCUCAUGGAGAAACGUGACUCAUCCGACGGGGAGGAGGGCGAAAAGCUCGGGCCGCCGGAGCUUCUAGCCGGCCCUGGGCCCUCAGAGGCGUACUUCAACUUCCACUGGAGCAGCCCCCUGAUGUUGCCCACAAUUGGGGAAGUUGAGGAGGAGCUUUCGUCUCUUGAGCCACAAUCUGGACCCACGGUGGUCAUCAAUGGUGGUGAGGAAGUUUCGAGUGCAUCGCCCCAGGCGGGAUUGACUGAGGUGAGCCAAAAAAUGGACGCAGAAGUGGAUGGUAGAGCCGAAAGCGAUAACGUGACCGAGGCAUUGGUGAGAGAUUCAGAUGCCGUGCGGCGCGAUUACGUGGCGAAUGGCAGUGAUAAGGGGACAACUGUGGAUGCCCCAUCUCCGGGACGCGCAGCCGGGGCAGUGAUGCGUGAGGAGCCACCAUCUGAGUCUUGUGCGAUCAGUGUGCCGUCAGACGUUGCCGCAUGUGGUGAUAGUGCGAUGGAAGUGACCAAGAUUGAGAGGAUUAUUCUCGGUACGGAGCACGGGUGCGGUGGUACGGUGGUGGAUUCUACCGCGGAUUGCGGUAUCGCGAGUGAGAUCAGGAAUACAAAUGCAGACGAGGGCACACCCGAGGCCCAGCAAGUGACCAAAACUGCCCAGCAAGAUACUCAAGACAUGGAGAGAUCUGCUCUUGUGAAUAAUUGUACAACAUUGUCGACACAUUUAUCACCACCACCCACAUUCAGCCGCCUGCCGCCCGAUGGUCACGAAUUCCCGCCAAAUUUCAGUGAUACGGAACCCACGACACACCAGACACAGUCCGGGAAGUCUCCAGUGAAAUCAUUCCUCGAGGAGGCACCACCACUGCCUAAAUCAGUGCCACCUCCACUUGUCCCGCCACGACCUCAGGCACGUCCGGAGUUGUUGCUGAAGAUGGACGUGGAACGACCACAGAAUGGGGGUUCCCUCGUUGAGAUGCGCAAAAAGUCCAUUGAGAGCAGUGAUGCAGUGCAGCCACCGGCCCGGAGUAAGAGUAGCGACAAUGGGAUCCGGAAGAGUUCCCUGAAUUCCAUGUGGCGCAAAGAUGAGCGCUCGGAGAAGAGUGUGAAGGAUAAGAUAGCAAUGUUCUCGAAUCCCGAUUCCGGGCAAAUUGUUGGGGAUUUGGGUAGCAGGAAGAGCUUCAACCGGAGCACGGAGGAUUUACUCGAUAAGUGUGAUUCGGCCAAUCCACGGCGAUUGGCACGUGGGGAGAGUCUCACGAAGAAGGCGCGUAGUGUGGAGAAUCUCGAUGUUGAUGAUGUUCCUAGUGUGGAGCUGAGACCAAAGGUGACGACGGUGCAUCAGGUGGAAGUUCUGCCAAAUUACUCCUCCCUGCCGCGUCGGAAUGGCAGCAGUCUGGCAGGAGUUGGGCAGCUAACGCGCACAAUUAGCUUCUCUGGAUAUGGCAGCAGUACUUCCAUAGAAGAUCGUCGGCGGAAUUCAAUAACAAACAUGCUGGAGACACGAAAGAAGUCCAUGUCCAAAUUGAGGGGACUCGUCAUUCCGGAGCGUGUGGCGCCGGAACCUGUUCUGCUGGAUUUGCCUGAAAUCAAGAGUGCCGACCUGCAGAAGGUGGCCGGCUCGCGAUUCUCCAUGCCGGACGUGUCCACGGCUCCGGCACGUUUGCAAAUUGAGCGGAAGAUUAAGAUGACCCUACCGACUCCACCGACCAUUGAAUCGCGCUACAAGAGCAUCUUUGAGGGAACACGACGUCCCCUGGCCACAACUUUGAGUCGCCCUCUGGUGGCAACAAAUGGGCACGAGGACAUCACCACGACGAAGGUGAUGAUGCCUCCCCCGGUGACACCACCUGUAAAGCCUCCACGCACAUCACUAAUCACCCCAACGACGACAAAGUGCCCACAGACAGAUGAGAGUGAAGACAGUGAUUCCGUGGUGAGUUCACGAAUAUCCACACCUGUGGGAUCACCUGUUGUGGCACACAAUGGUGCCGAAAAGAUGCCCCUCACACGCACCCUCAGCUCCGAGACAAACACCUCCAUUGCCAGCUCAACAACAUCAACCUUAACUUCCGGAUCGGGCUCCCAGGCGAGCUGCAGCUCCCUCGGAUCCACCCAAACGGUUGACAUGAAGAGGCGCGUUGUGAAAUCCUCAUCGAAUGAGAGUGGAAUCAAUCGGAAGAGUAUCCUGGCAUCGGCAAAGAGUCGCAGUGGACGUGGGGAUGAUCACGCAGCAAGAUCAGCUCGAUAUGAGGACGAAGACAGCACUGAUGGAUACGAUGAAGAUGAGAUUAAGCGACCUAAACCGAAGAUUAGGAACUCCUUGGCAAGUACUAAAGCUGCCCAACCUGAUCUGGUGAACUACAAACUCGUGGAUUCACACGAUGUGCCCAGUAUUGUGGAUCGUGUGAUAAAUGUGGCAACUUUUGUGGAAGUUGUCUCGGAUUCGGAGGAAGUUUCAGCAACAAAAGUCGAUUCCGGGAAAAUUGUGGUUGAAGCUGAAAAGGCAGCUGGUGGUGCUUCCUUGGAUCCAAUUCGACGGAUUAAUCACUCAUCGUCGGAUGAAUUAUCCGAUGGGAAUGAGAUGAAUGAAGUGGCCAAGUGGGUACGGAAGGAAGCAGCCAAGACGACAACAAUUGAGGAGCCACUGCCGGUGAAGAACCCCGUAGAGGUGUCACGACGGAAGGAGGAGAAGGUGGAAGAGGUGGUGCCCAUGAGGACACUCCCGCGGAGUCUUAGUGAGCAAACAAAACUCUCAACGGCUGAAAUUCGACGACAAUUUGAGAGCAAAAGCACCGGAAAUUCCUUUGUGCCAUCACCAACACGACAAGCUGGGGCACCACCGACGACGCCAAAGGAGAAGAUAAGCAACUACCACGAUCGUUUCUCCUCGUGGGAAUCUGUUGCGUCAAAUUCCUCAUCAGGAGUCUCCUCGAUGCCAGCUCGGAGUAUUCAGAGCAAUGGGAGUGAAACAAUGCAGAGUACCCCAACGGAUUUUGGGAGUUUCUCCUCACUCGGCAGCAGUCACAGCUUGAUCACAGCGCAAGAUUUGCAAUUUAUCAUCGAAGAAGCCGAUCCACCACUUCAGACGCACGAAGCCUUCGUCGUGGUGCUUCAGCGGGACUCUCCGGAGUGCAGCAUCGGGAUCACCCUGGCCGGUGGAGCGGACUACGAAGCAAAGGAAAUUACGGUGCACAAGAUUCUGGCCAAUUCCCCGGCAGAUAAAGAUGGGAGACUGAAGAAAGGUGACAGAAUUCUCGCAAUUAAUGGGCUCAGUAUGCGUGGACUGACGCAUCGGGAAUCAGUAACGGUGCUCAAGACUCCUCGUCCAGAGGUCGUUGUUGUCGUCACGAGGUCACCCAGUGUUACAGCAUCAACACUCACAAAGACCAAGAGAUCCUCUCUUGGCUCCCUGACGUCACUUACGGAGAAAGAAGCGCCAGAAGUCAGUGAGACGAAGCUCAAAAGUUUCCACAAAGCAUCACGAUCCCUCGAUCUGGACAUCAUGAUGAAUGAAGAUGUCGCCACCUCCAGGGAGUCCUUGAAGGAAGAAAAUGGCCUAAAGAGCCCCCCUAAGAAGUCUACUGGAAUUUUAGCUACAAAGUUGUCUAAUGGAGAUGCAGAUGUGAAUGCUCCGUCUUCCUUCGUGAAGCUGCGCAAUCUGCCAAAGGGGGCACGUGAAGUGGAGGUGGUGAAGGAUUCCUGUGGUCUUGGCUUCUCCAUUGAAGGUGGCUACGAUUCCCCAUUGGGUAAUCGUCCACUCCUCGUGAAGAAGGUCUUUAUGGGCGGUGCUGCCGAAAAGAGCGGCAAAGUAAAGAAUGGCAGUGAAAUUGUUGGCAUCAAUGGCUACGCAAUGGCCACCGUGAGCCGUGUAGAUGCAUGGAGUUACAUGAAGAGACUGCCAGCUGGACCAGUGAAGAUUGUCCUUCUUUAGUCAUUCCAGCAGAGAGCAGCAGCGCCCUCUAUCUCCGCGAUAUUUUAUGUGCAAUUCAAAUAAACUUUCCGCCGCAUUUAUCAAUGCGCACGAAGAAAAAGCGAAAAGGAAAUAAUUAAGUGAUUAAAUUUAUCACAUUUUUCGAGAAAAUGUGAAUUUUUCAUUUUUCAACGUAAAAAAAUUAUUUCUUACCCAUAUUUUUACAUUAAUGUUAUUACAAAUUAAAAAAAAGGGAAAUAAGUUAGAGCGAUUCUGUGGCUCGGGGUUUGUUUAAUGCGAACUCUUAAAUGGAAUAAACAUCCCCGUGAGCUGAAGAGAAGAUUGCCAUAAGAAAUAACCUUUUUCCUGCACUUCUGCUGCCUUGAAGUAAAAAAAAAAAAAGUUUUCAUAAAGUUUUUCUCAAAAGUUUCGUUAUGUUCGUUGUGAAGAUCUUGCCUCUUUGUUGAUUUUGUUGUUGUUUUUUGGUUUAUUGAUAUUUUGGAUAAAAGAUUUAAAAGAAAAAAUGGAAGAAAAUCAUGCAGAAGUGCAUUUUGUGGUACUUAAGGCGCAAAAGAGCGCGUUUUAAAGGGGGUUUAGCACCCCAUCAGCUAAUAUUAUUUUGUACUCUCAACUUUAUUAAUGAACUUUAUUAUAUUUUGAUGGAAUUUUAAACAAGUAGAAUUUGCAAAACUAUUUUUAUAAUCAAAUUCCAAUGCUUUGUAAAUAAUAAGAAAAAUAUUCAAUGAAGAAUAAAAUGAGAUGAAAGUUCCAAAAAAA